Molecule: messenger RNA, 396 nt
Organism: Schistosoma mattheei
Lineage: Eukaryota; Metazoa; Platyhelminthes; Trematoda; Strigeidida; Schistosomatidae
Source: the annotation of a GenBank genome assembly
AUGAUGAUGAUGAUGAUGAUGAUGAUGAUGAUGAUGAUGAUGAUGAUGAUGAUGAUGAUGAUGAUGAUGAUGAUGAUGAUGAUGAUGAUGAUGAUGAUGAUGAUGAUGAUGAUGAUGAUGAUGAUGAUGAUGAUGAUGAUGAUGAUGAUGAUGAUGAUGAUGAUGAUGAUGAUGAUGAUGAUGAUGAUGAUGAUGAUGAUGAUGAUGAUGAUGAUGAUGAUGAUGAUGAUGAUGAUGAUGAUGAUGAUGAUGAUGAUGAUGAUGAUGAUGAUGAUGAUGAUGAUGAUGAUGAUGAUGAUGAUGAUGAUGAUGAUGAUGAUGAUGAUGAUGAUGAUGAUGAUGAUGAUGAUGAUGAUGAUGAUGAUGAUGAUGAUGAUGAUGAUGAUGAUAAAUUAG